Molecule: messenger RNA, 705 nt
Organism: Olea europaea var. sylvestris
Lineage: Eukaryota; Viridiplantae; Streptophyta; Magnoliopsida; Lamiales; Oleaceae
Product: 30S ribosomal protein S21
Exons: 2
Coding region: 136-456 (106 amino acids)
Biological process (GO): translation
Cellular component (GO): ribosome
Molecular function (GO): structural constituent of ribosome
Source: RefSeq, a predicted model, not a curated record
CUCUCUCCCACUCAAAUGACUCACUUGAUUUAGGCCCAUCUGGAAAAUGAAUUAGACUUUCACAGUAGCCCAUUCUAUUACUUUUUCCAAACCCUUGACACGAGAAAAACGGAAAACCAAACACCCCAGUGAACAAUGAACUCGGUGGCGAAGCGAGCAGUAAUUCUCUUGACCCGCCCAAGUGCGGCUCUAGGCUCGGUGAAUUGGGAGCUGCAGCAGUGGCGUGCAAUCCGAGUGAAAGUGAGGAACAACAACCUGGAGCAAGCCCUGACCCUUCUGCAGAGAAAGAUGCAGUCGAGCGGGAUCGAACGUCUGAUAAAGAAUGAGCAGACCCACCACAUCAAGAACUCGGAGAAGCGUGUGCUGGCCAAGAAGAAUUUGGAGCGCAAGAUUCGAGGUCAGGACCUCGCGCGGAAGCUUAAAGCCAUCCUCGUCAAAAAAGUCAGGGGUCUAUAAAACGAAUCAAGAAGGAAUUGUUCUCUUCCCAAGAGGUUAGCAAAGAGGCUAUUAUUUGCUGCUGGUGCUUAUUCAGUCUGCUGACGUUUUUGUAGGAGAGUAAUCUGUAACGAAUAGAACCAAAUAUGAGGUGUGGUUCUUAAAAUGUUCAAUUUUUAUCUCGAUAAAAAUUUUCUAGUGCAUACCUGAUAAGAAAUAAUCGACAUGAAUAUAAACUACAUAACAAAAUUUUUGUUUAUUUUCUUACUU